GUCUUCUGCUGUAGACGACAGCCCAUAUUGGAAUAGCCGGUGGCACUAGAACCAGCUUUGCACGCAAUCUGCCCACUGAGUUAAAAAAACAUUCUUCAUACAUCGGCAGUUAAAUUGACCUGUUCUUGGGAUUUAGAUUGAUUUGUUUUGUUUAAUAUUUUGUAUUAGCCUAUCUGCAACGAAUAAUACCCCAGGACCAGGUUUAGUUCAUUUUUGAUAGCUGAAGGAAGACGUGAUGGAUAAAAUAAUGUCCAGACAUCUCCCGGUGAAUCCAAGUUUUCUACCUGCGUCGAAUCACUGCGUACUGAAGUCUCUAUUGGAGAACCCCAUGAAACUACCCUUCCUCAAACAUGAACAACAACAUGAAGGUAAGAAAUAAGACUUUAAUUAUUUUUUUUAUAUUAUAUUCUAAAAGUCUAUAGAACAACUUAUCUUAAAUUGAAAUUAUUUAAAUUUUUAUAGAAAGAGACACUUUUUUAUUUCCAUUGUUUAUUUAUGUAUUAUUGUGUAGUUUAUUUAUAGGAUCAGCUACUUGUAUCUACACUGUAACAGAAAACGGUAAAUUAUAAGGUAAUUUGGGGUAUUAUCAACAGUAAAACAAAAAUGUUAUGGGCUGGGCAAAGAAUUGCUUUAUUUCGAAUGGUACUGUAAUUCCACCACACAGAAUACAGUACAGUACAGUAUUUUUGGAGCCCAAAAACCUUUUAACCACCAUUGGGUGCAUGGGAUUGUUGUUUCUGGCUCAUUAACAUAUUUUGAGGUGUGCCUUGUAAGAGGCUAUAUCUGUUGCACCUGUGAGUGAGAAUGCUGUACCAUUUUAACUCCUAUGUGGUUAUAGUGCCCCAUAACUUUGUCUAGGAGACAGAUUGGAGUGGCAGCUAGUUUUAACCCUCAAAUGGUUGAGCAUUUUGCCAUGUCCUUUUGGUCUGUUUUGCCCUGUAGUCACUGCCAGUUUGGAAGCCUUUAAGGUCUCCAGAAGUACAAGAGAUAUAACACCAAAUAUUCAUUAAUAAACCUACUUUAAUGUGUAAGUACUUUACCUAGCAGCCAACCUACUUGCACCAAUCCCUUGUAAUUACAGUAAAAUACUGUGAAAUACAAACAACCCCUCCCCUCAAUGAAUUUCAUUCAUUCAUCCAUUUAUUAAUUCAGAUUUUAACAGUAUAGUACAGCCAAUUUUAUGGUAUUGUACUGUGUGUCAUUACACAGUACUUGCUUUGAUACCGUAUUUAUAUUACAGUAGGUGUACUGUAAUAUGAAAUACAUAAUUUUACCUGCUACGAGCUGCCUGUAAGCUACUGCCAAAUUCACACAGUAACCCCUUUAUAGUGUAUGACCUGUUUUGGCUCCAGGUAAAUAGCCCAAAGAAUGCAUUUAAAAUAUACUUUAAGCCCUCAAAUUCAACUCUGGACCUCGAAGCCAGUUCCACUGCAUUUUUUCAUUGUUCCCCUCUAAUCAGGGACUGAUUUAGACCUUGGACACCAGGUGGGUGCAAUUAAUUAUCAGGUAGAACAGAAAACCAGCAGGUUCCGGACCUCGUUGGGUAAGAGUUGAAUACCCCUUCGCCCAGGCUAAACAUUGAUUUUAGAAAUGUUUGAUCAAAUUGAUAAUGAUUUGCUUCAUUGUCCUUACCUGGUAAAAUAAAGGCGUAUGGAUAAGUUCAUAAAACGUCAGUAUAUACUUGGAAUAAUUUUGUGAGGAAAUUCCAAGGUGUGUGUAUGUGGCCAAACCAUCCCCACCAAUACAGUAGCUAUGUUUUCAGGGAUUAGUCAGCUGACUACACUUGACAAGUUCAUUAGCUAGCAAUUAAAUAUCCCUUCUCUUUAUUACUCUUAAAUGAAUGUAUUUAAUCAUAUAGCUAACACAGUGGCUAUCAGUGAUGUAUGUUGGUACAAUGGCUUCAUUGAUUGCAAGUAUGAUACUUUGGGUGAUAGAUAUUGUUAUGAAGUAACAUUAUUAAAGCAGGUAUAGGGAUUCACUUCCAGAUACUAGCUUUUUGCUCCUCAAAAACCAGUUAUCCAAACCAGCUAAGCCUGAAAAUGAGCUGGUGGAUACCAUAGAGAACUCAAAAAUUCAACUCUGGACCUCGAAGCUAGUGCCACUGCUUUUCUUCAUUGUCCCUCUCUAAUCAGGGAGUGAUUUAGACCUGGGACACCAGGUGUGUGCAAUUAAUUAUCAGGUAGAACAGAAAACCAGCAGGCUCCAGACCUCAUAGGGUAAGAGUUGAAUAGCCCUGCCAUAGAGGAUACUUUAUUCUCCCAAAUUACAGAUACAAGAAACUGAAAUAAAUAUGCUGCAUAUUCAAUAUCAUCAUACAAGCCUUGUGAUAGAUCGGCAUUGUUUUUAUGGCUUUAUCUCUAGGUUUUGAGAAGGAGCGAAAGAAGGAGAAGAAUUUGGAUGAGGAGAGGAGUGCCCCACAGUCAGCCUUCCUGGGCCCCACGCUGUGGAACAAGACUCUAACCUACGAUGAGGACAACUUCCAGCUGGAGUACAUGGAUCUGGACGAGUUCCUGUCAGAAAAUGGCAUUCCGUCUGAGCUCGCCACCGCCAUCCACUGCGACCAGCACCAAUCACAACAAUCACAGUCCCAGCACCAGACGUCAAGUAGGUCACAAGCCCCGCCCACACCGUCUCCCUCGGUGAUCGACCUUAGCAACCACGCCAGCGCAUCCACAUUGGUACACACAAGCAUGGGUGCACAGAACUGUCUCCCUAGCCUCACCAGAACAGGUGUGUAAAACACACACACCUCACAUACACACCAACACACAGGGAAACAAGGAGGGGUGGGGGCACCUACAGUACACCAUAAACUCAUCCAUUCCCUGCCUUUUGUCACUAGGGAAAAUAUUCCCCCCUAAGCACUGCUCUCAUGUCAUCCUUAUCUUAACCUAAUCUCAAUCAUUUGAAGUCAAAAUACAAUACGCCUACUAGUCCAUAUCAUGAUUUAUCAGUAAGGUGUUAGACGGACACUGUUUUUACAUUUUAGUAAUUUAGCAGACGCUCUUAUCCAGAGCGACUUACAGUAGUGAGUGCAUACAUUUUCAUUCAUACUGGUCCCCCAUGCGACUCGAACCCACAACCCUGAGUAAAUCAAUAGAUGCAGUGUAGAGGUGUCUGUUCAUUUGACACUUGGCCCUGGGUUGGGAUGAGCCAACCAAUGCAUUCUGAUGGUGUCAGGAUUCAGAACAAAUAUGUCAACAUAAAAAUAGAUGAGAAGGAAAAAGAUGAGUCAUGUAUCCGUCACAGUCCUUAGUGUCUGUGCCCCCAUUAAAAUGCAGGCCCAGUAAGAAUAGAGUGUAGGACUGCUUUAUUAGGUUUCUUAGAAGAGGCCUCAAACCCAGAAUGGAAAAGGUGUGAAAUUCAACACCACAACAGAUGUUGUGAUGGUGUGACCCGUAAGUGUGUUGCACACACUCUAUCCCAGGGCUGCCCAACCCUCUUCCUGGAGAUCUACUGUCCUGUAGGUUUUCAGUCCAACCCUAAUUUAGCGUUUCUGAUUCAGCUAGUUAAGGUCUUGUUGAGCAGCUAAUAAGUAGAUUCAGGUGUGUUAAAUUAGGGUUGGACUGAAAACCCACAGGACAGUAGAUCUCCAGGAAGAGGAUUGGGCAGCCCUGCUGUAUCCUCUUUCAGAAUGCAGAUACACGUGAUGUACACACUGUGUGUGUGUGUGUGUGUGUGCGCUGCGCUUCGCUUCAGGCUGCCUGUACUUGUGCUUGUCUCUGCGUAAGAUCUGUGUUUUAGGUACAUACUGUGCUGUACUUAAAUGAACUGGGACAUGAUCAGAAGUAGGAGCAGGGGACCCUCACAUGAACCCAGCUAACACACGUUGUAGAUUUUAAUGCAGUGGUUCCCCCCAACUCCAGUCCUCCAGUUACCCCAACAGCAUACAUUUUUGUUGUAGCCCCAGACAAACUCACCUGAUUCAACUUAUUGAGGGCCUGAUGAUUAGUUGACAAGUUGAAUCAGGUGUGCUUGUCUGGGGCAACAAUACAAAUGUGUACUGUUGGGGGUACUCGAGGACCGGAGUUGAGAACCAAUGAUCUAAUCUAUAUGCCAUAUGGACCAACAAUACCCAACCACACACAAUGUAAACAGCAUGUAGGCCAGUCAGACUACUCUCUUCCAACCCCUAUCACCACUGCGGGAAGAUGUUUGGGGGUGGGGGUUUGAAAUCAGAUACAAAUCUGAUUCCUGGCCAUGCGACUUGUGUCUGAACAGUCAAAUCUGAUUUAUUUGCCCUCGAGUGGUUUUUAGAUUGUUAUUUAGCAUAUCCUGUUGCUUGCUAGCUACUCUGUUGACAGUUUGACAAGAACAUGUGGUAGCUAACUAGCUUGCUAAUUGUUUACAAACAAAUUAGUGAAUGUGCUAGAAAGCUAAACGGCUACCUAGAUAGCUAGUUGACUGCUGUGGCUAGCCAAAAAUGACUCAUUUGAAAGUUGGAUUAUCUUAUCUUUGAGGCUUUAAGUGUUCUUACGCUAUGAUUUUGAACAUUCAAAGCAGACAUUGUUGUCACCUUCAGCACCACCACCAAUCAGCCUACACCACUGCGCACACACACGACAUUACUAUGACAACUAGCGUAGCCAUGUCAGCAAAUGACUGCUGUCUGAACACACACAGAUCCGAUUUAGUCACUUGUAACUUGCUGUAUUCCAACACGGAUUUGAAAAACAAAACUGAUUUGAGCAUUAAAGUCUGCAGUGUGAACAUGGCUUAAUUAGCUUGACUAAUUAGUGCAAUGUUCUGUUCGUAAGUCACUCAUUUGAAGCACUUCUCUUCUGAGAGGCAGGUGUUAUACCACAUCUAUAUGGCUGUGUUUACACAGGCAGCCCAAUUUUGAUAUUUUGCCCUAUUACUGAUUGGUCAAAAGACAGAUUAGUGAAAAAAGAUCAGGAUUGGGCUGCCUGUGUAAACGCAGCCUAUGUGGAUCUCAAUCCUGAUACAAUUCUGAUGCUCCAUUUCAGUCUGGAUGCUCAGGUCAGAUUUUUUUUUUUACUCUGAAGUGUUUCUUUUGCACAUGACAACCACCCUAGAAUUUUAAAGGACAGUGACAGGAAAUGAGCACUGCAUCUGUGUGCUACUUCAGAGGCUACAUCAGUGAGAAUGCGGAAAUCUGAUAUGGGUCACAUGUAAAACUGUGUGGACAGUCAGAAAAAAAGAUUUGAUAUGAAAAUAAAUCUCAAUUGGGUUCCUAGGGUGGCUGUGUAAACAAUUCCUUAAAAUGUUGGGGUGGUUGUCAUGGUAACAGCAGGUCAUGUGCAAAAAAAAUUAACUUCAGAGCAAAGAAAUCUGAUCUGAGCAUCCAGACAGAGGUCACAUAUGGAGGAUCAGGUUUAUAUGAGUAUUCAGAUCCACAUAUGGAGGUGGUAUAAAUCAAAAGUAAAAAGAUCAGAUUCCAUGUUUAUUUUAUUUUAUAUCAGAUAUGCAAAUAAUUGACAAAAGAUCUGAAUUGGGCUAUGUGUGCAAACACAGCCUAAGACACAUUUCUGAGAAGCAGAUUGCCUUCUCUUGAUUGAAGUGAAAUAUUCACCUGGAGGUCAAAUCUCUCUCAGUACAUCCCUUCAGCUAAUUGGUGUAAUGUUCUGUUCCUUAGUCACUCGUCUCAGGCACUUCUGAUUAGCAGGUGCUACACUCACUUCUAGGAAGCAUAUGUUGUCUUCUCUUGAUUGAAAUUAAAUCUUAAUCUGCACUGGAGGUCAAAUCUGUCUCCGUACAUCCCUGUAUAGCUGCGCUGAGCUAGGUAUAGAUCUACAGUGGGGGAAAAAAGUAUUUAGUCAGCCACCAAUUGUGCAAGUUCUCCCACUUAAAAAGAUGAGAGAGGCCUGUAAUUUUCAUCAUAGGUACACGUCAACUAUGACAGACAAAAUGAGGAGAAAAAAUCCUGAAAAUCACAUUGUAGGAUUUUUAAUGAAUUUAUUUGCAAAUUAUGGUGGAAAAUAAGUAUUUGGUCACCUACAAACAAGCAAGAUUUCUGGCUCUCACAGACCUGUAACUUCUUCUUUAUGAGGCUCCUCUGUCCUCCACUCGUUACCUGUAUUAAUGGCACCUGUUUGAACUUGUUAUCAGUAUAAAAGACACCUGUCCACAACCUCAAACAGUCACACUCCAAACUCCACUAUGGCCAAGACCAAAGAGCUGUCAAAGGACACCAGAAACAAAAUUGUAGACCUGCACCAGGCUGGGAAGACUGAAUCUGCAAUAGGUAAGCAGCUUGGUUUGAAGAAAUCAACUGUGGGAGCAAUUAUUAGGAAAUGGAAGACAUACAAGACCACUGAUAAUCUCCCUCGACCUGGGGCUCCACGCAAGAUCUCACCCCGUGGGGUCAAAAUGAUCACAAGAACGGUUAGCAAAAAUCCCAGAACCACACAGGGGGACCUAGUGAAUGACCUGCAGAGAGCUGGGACCAAAGUAACAAAGCCUACCAUCAGUAACACACUACGCCACCAGGGACUCAAAUCCUGCAGUGCCAGACGUGUCCCCCUGCUUAAGCCAGUACAUGUCCAGGCCCGUCUGAAGUUUGCUAGAGUGCAUUUGGAUGAUCCAGAAGAGGAUUGGGAGAAUGUCAUAUGGUCAGAUGAAACCAAAAUAGAACUUUUUGGUAAAAACUCAACUCGUCGUGUUUGGAGGACAAAGAAUGCUGAGUUGCAUCCAAAGAACACCAUACCUACUGUGAAGCAUGGGGUGGAAACAUCAUGCUUUGGGGCUGUUUUUCUGCAAAGGGACCAGGACCACUGACCUGUGUAAAGGAAACAAUGAAUGGGGCCAUGUAUCGUGAGAUUUUGAGUGAAAACCUCCUUCCAUCAUCAAGGACAUUGAAGAUGAAACGUGGCUGGGUCUUUCAGCAUGACAAUGAUCCCAAACACACCGCCCGGGCAACGAAGGACUGGCUUCGUAAGAAGCAUUUCAAGGUCCUGGAGUGGCCUAGCCAGUCUCCAGAUCUCAACCCUAUAGAAAAUCUUUGGAGGGAGUUGAAAGUCUGUGUUGCCCAGCGACAGCCCCAAAACAUCACUGCUCUAGAGGAGAUCUGCAUGGAGGAAUGGGCCAAAAUACCAGCAACAGUGUGUGAAAACCUUGUGAAGACUUACAGAAAACGUUUGACCUGUGUCAUUGCCAACAAAGGGUAUAUAACAAAGUGUUGAGAAACUUUUGUUAUUGACCAAAUACUUAUUUUCCACCAUAAUUUGCAAAUAAAUUCAUUAAAAAUCCUACAAUGUGAUUCUCUGGAUUUAUUUUUCUCAUUUUGUCUGUCAUAGUUGACGUGUACCUAUGAUGAAAAUUACAGGCCUCUCUCAUCUUUUUAAGUGGGAGAACUUGCACAAUUGGUGGCUGACUAAAUACUUUUUCCCCCCACUGUAUCUAUACUGUAAAUCUCAGACCGCAUCAGUGUGAUUAAUCUCGUCCACCAGCCGGCUCUCUCUCUGGUAGCAAUUGAGCCUGAGGACGAGGUUAGUAAAGUAAGUAGAUAAGUAUGUCUUGACCGAGUAAGUCCUGUCCGAGCCAGAACAGCCCAAAGGGGCAGGAGGCGUAUCUCUUGUUUCUGUAGCGCAAGGCAGGUUGAAGUACAAGUACACCUUCUGGACGCUUGUUAGAGUGUGAUUAUGAAUUAAAUGUAAAUCUGAAUUUGAAUACAAAUGCAAAGUGAAAACUAUAAGGUUUUCUAUACAACUAUUCUACCUCAGCUCAGUUAGAGAAGGGCCUUGUCGUCACAUUAGGUUCAGAUCUGUAGGGCUUUUCUGUAUCCUGUGCACUUGACCAAUACACUUUGAUUUGAUUUGAGAUUGAGGUUCAGAUGUCAUUUGAAAAGGAGAACUGGAGCAGAGCCUCUAUCUCUCUCUUCCAUCUCACACCAGCUGGUCUCCGGUCUCCACUCAAUGCAAAUAGAUACCUACAUGCAUAAUGCUUGUGUAAGGACUGCAGUAAGAGACAAGUGGAUAAGGAUUUAUAAUAUGAGCCCUGUCCACAUAACCAUUUUUUAACCGAUGUGCUUCUGUCCAGUAGUUGGUUCAGAGUUCAUUUUGGAUGGGAAUUGGAGGGGGAAGAGGGUGAGAAAUGUAGGUACUCACACUGGUAUGUUUCACACAAUGGCAAACUUUGGUUUAGGGUGUGAGUGUUAGCUUUGUGUCUUGUGCCACACAGUGGCCACCAUUUGUCACUACUACUGGAUACAUUAUAGUAACAGUGCAAUUGUUUGACGCUGGGAAUAAAAACACAUUACUUUCAAUUUGUCACUUUGAUUUUGCUAAACUUUUAUCAUGAAUGUCUUGAAAAUAGUGCACCGAAACACCAAACCAACAAAUAUGCAGAGGUAAUUUCUAUAAUUCUAUCAAAUACAUUUCUAUAGCCUACUUCCAUGUCUCUAACAUCCUGCGGUCAUCUUCUCCUCCCCCUCUCCAGCCCUGCCAUCCAGAAACACUCCCAGCCCCAUCGACCCAGAGUCCAUCCAGGUGCCGAUGAGUUAUGAGCCCGACCCUGCUGACCUAGCCCUGUCCAGCGUACCGGGACAGGAGAUGUUCGACCCCCGCAAACGCAAGUUCGCCCCCGAGGAACUCAAACCACAGCCCAUGUUCAAGAAGGCCCGCAAGGUGUUAUUCCCCGAUGACAUGAAGGUGUGUGUGUGAGAGACAUCUAAUCUAUCAGAUUACUUAGUGCUGUGUUUUCCCUGAUGACGUAACAGGUAGAUCUGGCCAUAACGCCGACUCAUCUAUUAUUUAGGAGUAGAUUAUUCAUAGAUAAUAAUCACAGUGAGUGAAUGGAAUGUAGAUAGUGUAGUAGAUCAUAGUGUAGACAGAGAGCCAUUACAGUUUUUUCCAACUGCUUACACACGUUUUCAAAACUGUCUCCUUUUUUCCAAACUCUACAUACAAUUCCCAAAACUGCACACACAAAAAUGCAAAAUGCCUCACAUCUCCUUCAAAAUGUAACACUGCAUUCAAAAUGCCAUAAACACAUGUCAGAAUUAAGCAUUUGCAUCAAAUGGCAAACACUUCUUUCAUAACAGUACAUUUUUGGAUAUACCAUGUAAACAUGGUUGUUCUAAAGCUCUUUGGUCUUUCAUAGGCUUAUACAGUGGGGAAAAAAAGUAUUUAGUCAGCCACCAAUUGUGCAAGUUCUCCCACUUAAAAAGAUGAGAGGCCUGUAAUUUUCAUCAUAGGUACACGUCAACUAUGACAGACAAAUUGAGGAGAAAAAAUCCAGAAAAUCACAUUGUAGGAUUUUUAAUGAAUUUAUUUGCAAAUUAUGGUGGAAAAUAAGUAUUUGGUCACCUACAAACAAGCAAGAUUUCUGGCUCUCACAGACCUGUAACUUCUUCUUUAAGAGGCUCCUCUGUCCUCCACUUGUUACCUGUAUUAAUGGCUCCUGUUUGAACUUGUUAUCAGUAUAAAAGACACCUGUCCACAACCUCAAAAAGUCAUACUCCAAACUCCACUAUGGCCAAGACCAAAGAGCUGUCAAAGGACACCAGAAACAAAAUUGUAGACCUGCACCAGGCUGGGAAGACAAUCUGCAAUAGGUAAGCAGCUUGGUUUGAAGAAAUCAACUGUGGGAACAAUUAUUAGGAAAUGGAAGACAUACAAGACCACUGAUAAUCUCCCUCGAUCUGGGGCUCCACGCAAGAUCUCACCCCGUGGGGUCAAAAUGAUCACAAGAACGGUGAGCAAAAAUCCCAGAACCACACGGGGGGACCUAGUGAAUGACCUGCAGAGAGCUGGGACCAAAGUAACAAAGCCUACCAUCAGUAACACACUACGCCGCCAGGGACUCAAAUCCUGCAGUGCCAGACGUGUCCCCUGCUUAAGCCAGUACAUGUCCAGGCCCGUCUGAAGUUUGCUAGAGUGCAUUUGGAUGAUCCAGAAGAGGAUUGGGAGAAUGUCAUAUGGUCAGAUGAAACCAAAAUAGAACUUUUUGGUAAAAACUCAACUCGUCAUGUUUGGAGGACAAAGAAUGCUGAGUUGCAUGCAAAGAACACCAUACCUACUGUGAAGCAUGGGGGUGGAAACAUCAUGCUUUGGGGCUGUUUUUCUGCAAAGGGACCAGGACGACUGAUCCGUGUAAAGGAAAGAAUGAAUGGGGCCAUGUAUCAUGAGAUUGAGUGAAAACCUCCUUCCAUCAGCAAGGGCAUUGAAGAUGAAACGUGGCUGAGUCUUUCAGCAUGACAAUGAUCCCAAACACACCGCCCGGGCAACGAAGGAGUGGCUUCGUAAGAAGCAUUUCAAGGUCCUGGAGUGGCCUAGCCAGUCUCCAGAUCUCAACCCCAUAGAAAAUCUUUGGAGGGAGUUGAAAGUCUGUUGCCCAGCAACAGCCCCAAAACAUCACUGCUCUAGAGGAGAUCUGCAUGGAGGAAUGGGCCAAAAUACCAGCAACAGUGUGUGAAAACCUUGUGAAGACUUACAGAAAACGUUUGACCUGUGUCAUUGCCAACAAAGGGUAUAUAACAAAGUAUUGAGAAACUUUUGUUAUUGACCAAAUACUUAUUUUCCACCAUAAUUUGCAAAUAAAUUCAUUAAAAAUCCUACAAUGUGAUUUUCUGGAUUUUUUUUCCUCAUUUUGUCUGUCAUAGUUGACGUGUACCUAUGAUGAAAAUUACAGGCCUCUCUCAUCUUUUUAAGUGGGAGAACUUGCACAAUUGGUGGCUGACUAAAUACCUUUUUUCCCCACUGUAUCUAAAUUUCAAUACAAUGUUCUACAGUGAAAGUAAUCUGCUGAGAGGGGUAACAAGUACACUGUAAACACCAAUGCAAUGUAGAAACAGAAAAUAUUUAUUAGGGCAAACAUUACUGUUGUAUACAGUAGCAUACAACAAAACCAUAAACAUAUGUAAACCAAAAGUAUAUUCUUUAGAAUACAGUAAAGAACACAAUUGUGUGUGGGGUCCCGGGGGGGCAGUCCAGGAAUUGGUAGGGGGGUGGGGGGCAGUCACCAGUGCUAAGCUACGCUUCAUCUCUUCUCCGGGCUGGAUCUGGCCACAAUACUUCGUCCACAUCACAAGAUACGUUUUCUCUUGCCAAACAGCGAGGGAAGUAUAUCCUAGCAUGGCGUAUCCAACCUUGGACAGAGGCAAUCUCCAUUGCCUGGAGAAUCGGCAUGCGGGCAUAGGGUUACACUUUCCAGCGCCAGGCUGAGAAGAAUUCCUCUAUGGGAUUUAGAAAAGGUGAAUAUGGGGGUAGGUACAAAACUACAAAUUGUGGAUGAGUGGCAAACCAGUUUUGGACCAGAACAGCCUGGUGAAAACUAACACUGUCCCAUAUAACCACAAAUCUAGCAGGCUCCUGAUCUGGAUCAGGGACAAGCAUUGUGUAAAUUGCAUCCAGAAAAGUGAGCAUAUGGCCGGUGUUGUACGGACCCAGUGUGGCAUUGUGAUGGAGGACCCCGUUUUGAGUGAUGGCAGCACACAUAGUUAUAUUACCCCCACGCUCUCCAGGGACAUUGGUAAUUGCCCUCUGUCCUAUUACAUUUAUUCCGCGGCACCUGGUUUUGGUGAGGUUGAAGCCAACCUCAUCCACAUAAAUAAAUUAAUGGCGAAUUACAUGGGCAUCUAUCUCCAAUACUCUCUGUAACAGACAAAAGGAUAUACAGAUGAGUAAAUAUGGUAUGUCUGAAGUACUGGAAGUAGUGUUGCAUACAUACCUCUACAAAGUCAUGUCGCAGAUUGUUGACUCUGUCAGACUUUCUCUCAAAUGGCACCUUGUAAAGUUGUUUCAUCAUCACUUGGUGCCAUUGGAGGAUGCGUUGUAUGGUCGACAGGCUUACAGCAUUGAUGUUGUUAAAUAUGGUGUCAUUAUUCAAGAUAUGCUCUAUCUCUCGAAUCCUAAUUGCAUUGUUGGCCAAAACCAUAUUUAUAAUUGCAGUCUCUUGUACAUCUGUAAACAAGCGUCCUCGUCCUCCAUGAUGUCUUGCCUUUCCACUCUGUACAGAAUUCAAACACAGUAUGUGUUCAGCAUAGGAACUGUAAACAAUGUACAAAAAAAGGUAGUACAGCAUGAUAACCAACCUCAUUCAAUGCAGUGCAGUAAAUGGAUGGCUUAGAGUUACAAAUGUUUAUGCAAUACUAUGCAGUCAUAGGUAUUUUACAGUACAUUACUGUAAUGCUAAAAUUGUCAUUAGAUAGUUGCAUACCUGUUCUCAUUUCUGAAGGUUCGAAUUAUGGACGCCAUUGUAAAUCGACUCAAGUUGGGCUGGACUCUUAGUCCAGCCUCUCUCAUGGUCAACCCGUGGUUGAUCACAUGAUCAACAAGUGUUGCCCUAAUCUCAUCAGAGAUGGCUCUCCUUCCUUCUCUUCUUUGCCUUUGCCCUCGUCUUCCUCUUCCUCCUCCUCUUCCAUCUCUUCGUCUUUGAAUUUGUCUUCGUUGUUGUCCCCUGCCUCUCCCUCCUACUCCACUUGCUCUCUGUCCAUUGUUGGCAUCCAUUGUUCAAAACAGGUAAUCUGACCUUUGACCUAUUUAUAGGCCUAUACUACAGUAAAGCAGUGAUUGGUUAGUGAUCAGUUAAGCAAUUAGUGUUUGCACAUGUGAGGAGUGUGUGUGUGACCUGGUGAAUAAGUGUAGCAUUUUGAUUGGUUGCAUUUUGGAAAAGGAAAGCAAGUCACUUCCUGUUAGAUUUUUGUGUUUUAGGUAGAGAAUUGUGUGUAGUGUUUUGAAAAAAGUGUUAUAUAAUUGACAACUGAGUCAAAGGCUGAGAAAUAGCUUAUGGUUUUGGAGAUUUGGUGUGUAGUUUUGCACUUUGAGUGAGAGGUUUCAAAAAUUGUGUGACAUUAAAAGAUUUUGUGUGUAAGCAAUUGGAAAAAACUGUAACACUGAUUAUAGUCUGGUUUCACAACGACACUAAAGCCAUAUGAAAACAAGCUUUGAUGGGAUGUUUUAGAGGUGUUCUCUCUCUUCUUUCUCCCUCUCUCGCUUUCCUCUGUCAGACUUAGGGGAUUUGCCUUUUUAAAUUUGUUCACAUAAAGGUGGAUCCAUGCCUGGCUUUAGUGCAGUAAUGAAUUGACUGAAAGCUGAUUGUGCAGCCAUACAAAGGUUAUGGGAAAACUCCACUAGCUGUCAGAGAGAGGGGAGGGGUCAUUUUUUAAUGGGAGAGGUCUAUCUCUGACAGUUAGCAAAUGGAUGUGUUUAAUUUAACAGAGAGUGAUUUUUGGCUUCGGUUUUGGAGAUUUUAAAACCCACAAAUUAAAAUUACAAAAUAGGAAUAGUAUGAGCUAACUCAAACUUAGUGUGAAGCACAAUAUAUGUACACAGAAAACUGUAAUUUAUACAAUAAUUUGAGGUAUUAGCAACAGUAAAAUAGUCUGAAACGUUUAACUGUGGUCCUCUGUAGCUCAGCUGGUAGAGCACGGCGCUUGUAACGCCAAGGUAGUGGGUUCGAUCCCCGGGACCACCCAUACACAAAAAAAUAAUAAUUUAUGCACGCAUAACUGUAAGUCGCUUUGGAUAAAAGCGUCUGCUAAAUGGCAUAUUAUUAUUAUUAUUAACUACAGCAUACUGUGAAUGAUGGAGCAUUGUGGGAAAAUUGCUGUUUUUCGAAUGGUACUCUAAUUCCACCCCACAGAAUACAGUAACGUACUGUAUCUUUGGAGCGCCAAAUACCUUUUGACCACUAGUGGGUGCAUGGUAUUGUUGUUUCUGGUUCAUUAACAUAUUUUGAGGUAUGCUUGGUAAGAGGCACCUGUGAGUGAGAAUGCUGUACCAAUUUAACUCCUAUGUGGUUAUAAUGCCCCUGACUACGGUAGCAUUUACUUUUUUACAGUAUAAUACAAUCCAUUUUACGGUAUUGUACGGUUUGUCAUUGCACAGUACUUGCUUUGAUACCGUAUUUAUAUUACAGUAGGUGUACUGUAAUAUGAAAUACAGCAUUGUACUCGCCAGGAGCUGCCUGUAAGAUAAUGUCAAAUUCAUGGCAACCCCUUUACAGCAUAGCUUAGGCAACUGUUUUGGUACACAGCAACAAGUAAAUGAAAAGUUGGCUAAAGCUACCAAUCCAGUUAACCCGCUUAUAUCAAAUAUGUGCGGUUUUCCCCUUUUAUGGUGACAGUAAUGCCCUUAUUUGCUGUAUACUUUGGAAGUAUUGGAAUUAGGGCAAGUUAGUUUCUAAAGGAAAUAGCAAUGGCGAACUUGAUCAAAUGUCUCUGGAGGUGUUGGUAGAAUGUUUGGAAGUUUUACAGUGACAUUUGCUGUAUCUGACAGUUUCUGAAAUAAAAUAAAAAUUGAAAUUGUUGUGGAACUGUAAACAGAUCGUUGGAAUUCAAUAAUGUUUUGCGUUAACUUUUUCCCAAACCUAAAUAUACUGCACUGCCCACAAAUGUUUAUACAUUGUCUAGUAUAUCUACUAGAAAAUGUUUUAAACUACAGUGGUAGCCUCCACACUUCAAAGCAAAAGAUCAACUGUCUGUUAAAUUCUACUGUAUAUUAUGAACUGUGCUCCCUUUCGGAUGCAUAGAGCAAAAUACUUGAAAUAAUAGUCUAUCUAAUAGGCCAAACUAAAUGAGAUGAGCAUGUUAAUUUGUUGUAGGUCAAAGCUUCUUCACGAAUAUGAACCCAUCAUGGCCAGAAAAUGUGGUGAGGAAUGUAUUCUAUUUACUACGUUAAAGUGGGUCCAAUUAAAUGAGAGAUGGGACAUUGUAGGCCUAUAGGCUACUUUGCGAGUAUGAAACCAUCACAGUCAGAAAAGGUGAGGAAUAUAUUCUGCAAUGAUCAUAGAAAUGAAAUGGGAAAUACAGUGCAUUCGGAAAGUAUUCAGACCCCUUGACUUUUUCCACAUUUUGUUACGUUACAGCCUUAUUUUGAAAUUGAUUAAAUUGUUUUUUCCCCUCAUCAAUCUACACACAAUAUCCCAUAAUGACAAAGCAAAAACAGGUUUUUAGAAAUUUUCUCAAAUGUAUUAAAAAUCAAAACUUAUACCACAUUUACAUAAGUAUUCAUACCCUUUACUCAGUACUUUGUUGAAGCAGCUUUGGCAGCGAUUACAGCCUCGAGUCUUCUUGGGUAUGACGCUACAAGCUUGGCACACUUGUAUUUGGGCAGUUUCUCCCAUUCUUCUCUGCAGAUCCUCUCAAGCUCUGUCAGGUUGAAUGGGGAGCGUCGAUGCACAGCUAUUUUCAGGUCUCUCCAGAGAUGUUCGAUCGGGUUCAAGUCUGGGCUCUGGCUGGGUCACUCAAGGACAUUCAGAGACUUGUCCCGAAGCCACUCCUGCAUUGUCUUGGCUGUGUGCUUAGGGUUGUUGUCCUGUUGGAAGGUGAACCUUCGCCCCAGUCUGACGUCCUGAGCACUCUGGAGCAGGUUUUCAUCAAGGAUCUCUCUGUACUUUGCUCCGUCCAUCUUUCCCUCGAUCCUGACUAGUCUCCCAGUCCCUGCCGCUGAAAAAUGCUGCCACCACCAUGCUUCACCGUAGGGAUGGUGCCAGGUUUCCUCCAGACGUAACACUUGGCAUUCAGGCCAAAGAGGUCAAUCUUGGUUUCAUCAGACCAGAGAAUCUUGUUUCUCAUGGUCUGAGAGUCUUCAGGUGCCUUUUGGCAAACUCCAAGCGGGCUGUCAUGUGCCUUUUACUGAGGAGUGGGUUCCGUCUGGCCACUCUGCCAUAAAGGCCUGAUUGGUGGAGUGCUGCAGAGAUGGUUGUCCUUCUGGAAGGUUCUCCCAUCUCCACAGAGGAACUCUGGAGCUCUGUCAGAGUGACCAUCAGGUUCUUGGUCACCUCCCUGACCAAUGCCCUUCUACCCCGAUUGCUCAGUUUGGCCGGGCGGCCAGCUCUAGGAAAAGUGUUGGUGGUUCCAAACUUCUUCCAUUUAAGAAUGAUGGAGGCCACUGUGUUCUUGUGGACCUUCAAUGCUGCAGAAUUGUUUUUGUACCCUUCCCCAGAUCUUUGCCUAUGGACAAUUCCUUCGACCACAGGGCUUGGUCUUUGCUCUGACAUGAACUGACAACUGUGGGGCCUUAUAUAGACAGGUUCUGUGCCUUUCCAAAUCAUGUCCAAUCAAUUGAAUUUACCACAGGUGGACUCCAAUCAAGUUGUAGAAACAUCUCAAGGAUGAUCAAUGGAAACUGGAUGCACCUGAGCAACAUUUCGAGUCUCAUAGCAAAGGGUCUGAAUACUUACGUAAAUAAGGUAUUUCUGUUUUUUAUUUGUUAUACAUUUCUUAAAACCUGUUUUCACUUUGUCAUUAUGGGCUAUUGUGUGUAGAUUGAUGAGGAAAAAUAAUAAUUUAAUCAAUUUUAUAAUAAGGCUGUAACGUAAUAUUUUAGAAUGCAAAGAUGCAACAAAAAAAAUAUAUUCGCUGUUCUCACUAACGGCAAAUGAUUGAAUCUUGUUAUUAUAUAUAUUUUUAUGAAUAAGAGUGUCAUCAUAUCCCACAUUUGCACAAAAUACUAGGCUUCUUCCCUGCUUGCAAUGCAAUACUUUAACCACUAGAAACUGUGCAUGUUCUGAAGUUUGCGGGAAGCUAAGCACAUUCUCACUUCAAGUUCAGUUUUUAUAAAUGCCAACUUUUGCUUGAAAACUGGUACACGCAUGUUUUGGGAUAUAUUUUGUACAUACACAAUGUUUAUAAAUUAGGUCCCAGGAGUGUAUAAUUAAGUACCCCACUGGGCACAGAAGUUCGUUCAAUGUCUAGUUUUGAUUUAUAUUUGGGUGAAUUUUUAACGUAAAAUCAACAAAACAAUUCCCCAUGUCAUUGGAUUUAGGUUAAAAGUUGGGUGAAAAAAUAUGAAAUGCCCUUGAAUUGAUGACUUUUUGCAAAUCCAAUUAGUUUUCCAUGUUGAUUCAACUUCAUCACAUAGACUUUUUGGGUUGAAAUUAUGUGGAAACAACAUUGAUUCAACCAGUUUUUGCCCAGUUGGACAUUUCUCCUCUUUUAACUCCCCGCUCUCUUCCCUUGCACCUCUCGAGCAGGAUGACAGGUAUUGGGUGAGGCGUAAGAAGAACAACGUGGCUGCCAAGAGGUCACGGGAUGCCCGUCGGCUCAAAGAGAACCAGAUCGCUAUACGAGCGGGUUUCCUGGAGAAAGAAAAUUCAGCCCUGAGGAUGGAGUUGGGCGACCUGAGGAGAGAGCUGGGACGCACCAAGAACAUAGUGGCCAAGUACCAGGCCACACACGGACCUCUGUAAUGGGACUGAGACAGAAUACACUCACACACAGAUGGAGACUACACACACACACACACACAAAGACACACACAAAUAUGAGGCUGAGAGGCUGAGCUUACACCUGUCUGAGACAACCACCCAAUCAAUUUUCUAUGGUUUCCAUACUGUAAAUGUAGGUUAUGUCAGUUGAGAUGUCUCCACUGACGUUACCUGUCCCACUUCGUCCACCUUUCUUUUUA
This is a messenger RNA of Coregonus sp. 'balchen', 17309 nucleotides long. The record is from the annotation of a GenBank genome assembly. Lineage: Eukaryota; Metazoa; Chordata; Actinopteri; Salmoniformes; Salmonidae.